AUGCCACCUGAAAUAAGGCGUCAAGUAUGGAAACUUGCUCUUUUGGGUGCAAAUAUGUCGGUGAUAUCCAUCAAGGCAUAUCCUGCAAAUUGCGAGCUUGUCCAAUAUUCUAGUGUCUCGUCGGUAGCUCUAGCUUGCAGAGAAGCUUCUGUUGAGUGGGCCAUGAUCAGUUGUCGCUUCUCGGAACACUUUCCCGUCAAUGUCUGCCUCCAGCGUACAAUCUGCCUGAUACAAGGCAUUCCACGCUCUUCCGCGACGCCAGCGAGGGAGCCCUGUCUCGAGGUGGAUAUGGCAUCCCGCAUACGACAUGUUGCUUUUCUCUUCCCAUCAAAUGUAAAUUUGAAGGAGAUUUUUGCCGCUUUCUCGACUUUUCACCACCUCCAAACUAUAAUCGCCGUCCCUCCUCCGUGUUCCAUCAAUGACGUAAGACAUUUGGACCGCCACGGAAUUUCACAAAUCGCGCGGGGUCUUGCAGAAUUGGCUGAUGAGCCUCCCACCGGCUCGCAAAAUGGUAAGUCUGGCCAUGUUGGACUUCUUUUCAGGGGAGAUCCACCAAGUCAGGCAGUGAGGGCUUUCUACAGCCGCAGCGACGCGCCCCAAAUAAAGCUUCUUACACCACGACGCAGCCAGCCCUCCUUGCACGAUCCGAUGCUUAGGAGCUCGUCGCUAACUUUCUCACUCAUUCACUAUGCAUAG
Molecule: messenger RNA, 696 nt
Organism: Ilyonectria robusta
Lineage: Eukaryota; Fungi; Ascomycota; Sordariomycetes; Hypocreales; Nectriaceae
Exons: 1
Coding region: 1-696 (231 amino acids)
Source: RefSeq, a predicted model, not a curated record